AAGCACAAGACCCCGAGAAAUCGCCGAGGUUGUUUUCUACCAACACAAAUCGUUGUUCAACUUACAAUUGCGGUAAAGACAAAAAGAACUUUAAAAAAAAAGAUAUAACCAGUGGAUAUGUAAAUGAAUAUGUAAAUUAAUUUCGCUGUAUGUUUUACAAAUCUUGAGAACCUUAUUUGGAGGAGGGGGUGUGUCUUUGCCGUUUCAUUGAAGUAGAAGGAGUGGCGAUCAGUUUUUAGCAUUGUCUAAAUUCUUCAAGCUUGUAUAAAAAUUGGGAUUUUAUUGUAAUUAAGCCUGUAUUUAUUUGCAUUAAGAAGACUGAAGAGGCAGAACAUUGAUUUUUCCAACAUGAAGCAAACUGAAAUAUUCGUUUUCUUCAUAUUCAUUUCAUCUGUCUUUUCAGCGGCGAUUAGGACAGAAAUUUGUCACUAUCUGCGGGGAUCCUGUGACCUUACUUGUGAGUUUGAAUACAUUCACCGAUGGGGAAUACCACUCUGCUCCGGAAUGGGAAUGAAAUGCUGUGCACCGGACGACGUUGUAAAAAUGAUGAAUAGUAAGUCAUCAACAACCACGACGACAACCACCACCACCACCACCACACCGAAACCACCCAUGUACGACUUACUCUUACUGGACCAGCCCCGAUUCAUGUCGAAUGAGGUGCCUACGAUAAGACAAGAAUGUGGCAAGCCUUAUUUCUCCCACCGCGCCAAGAGGAUUGUGGGUGGUACUGUAGCGCCGAGAGGGGCCUGGCCCUGGCAGGUGUCCUUCCGGUACAUGAAUGGAAUGUAUGGGUGUGGAGGAGCCCUCAUCAGCGACGGCUGGGUCCUCACUGCUGCCCACUGCUUUAAAGGGGAAUACAACAAUAUCAAUAAAUGGCGAGUGACUGUUGGGAUGCACGAUAUGACGGGAAAUGAGGUCACCAGACGCGACAUUGCCAUUAGGACCAUCAUAAAGCACCCCUUAUAUAUAGCUUAUGAUGAGGAAGAAGACCAGAAAAAGAACCGAACUACCCCCCUUCACAAACGAUAUGCGCAUGACAUCGCCUUAGUGCAGCUCGACACCAGAGUUGAUGUACAGUCACCGUACACGCGUCCGAUCUGCCUGCCUUCUGUCGGCGACUCUUUCUUCGGAAACGACUUCAAGAAGAGGGAGCCCGGCUCUUCCUUGAUGCAGGACAACACUGUGGAUCUCUUUGAUGUGGAAAGAAAAGGUCAAUGUUGGGUGACUGGAUGGGGCCACACUGCAGGAAGAGAGGAAACUGAUCGCUCGGUUUUGCGCCAAGUUCACGGUGACGUCAUCAGUAGCACCAAGUGCAAAGAACAUUGGCAAACUGAAUUAGAGGACGAUACCUUGUGUUUUGGAGACGGGACCCACGGCCCCUGCAAGGGUGAUUCGGGCAGUCCUAUGUCUUGCAAUUAUGACGGCAAAUAUUACAUCACGGGUGUUGUCUCCUGGGGGUCGGAGGACUGCAAACAAAAGGGAUAUCCAAGUGUUUUCACCCGUGUGACGUCAUAUCUGGAAUGGAUCAACAAACACGUGUCACGUGGUUAAAGUCAAAUUUGUUCUGUGUGUUUUUUGUUGUUUUUUUUUUUUUUGGUUUUUUUUUUUUUUUUGGUAGUAAGUAUUGCGGUAAGAAGAAUUCCACGACGGCUCAGGGAACACGAUGUCUUUGAAAACUAUAAGCCUGUUUUAUCUGUUCGGAUCUGUGAUAUUCCUAGUCGUUGACUCUGUACUUUUGUCUCUACCAGAAAUCCAACACAUUGAAUGUUAUUUAGAAAAGCAACAAUCUAAAAAUCAAUCUCCAGAUUUUUAAGUCUUAAGAAUGUUGAUACCCUGUCAUUAACUAUUUAACUUUACAUUGUGUUUUUAUCUAUAUAUUUUUUUUCCUUGACAAAACUUCAUGAACGGUGAAAGUAGGAAUGAAGUAGCUUUGUAGUACCUUGUUUGAAGUUUAUAUGAUAUAUUUUUAUAAUUAUAUGUGUUACUUUAAAAAUUCCAAUACUGAUUCUAUGAUGGCAGAACGAGAUUUAAGAUGAAGAGUGGCCGGCAUUGUUGUUUGAUUAAUAAAGGAAGAUUGGUGAUGGUU
Molecule: messenger RNA, 2089 nt
Organism: Ostrea edulis (European flat oyster)
Lineage: Eukaryota; Metazoa; Mollusca; Bivalvia; Ostreida; Ostreidae
Product: elastase-1-like
Exons: 8
Coding region: 349-1554 (401 amino acids)
Biological process (GO): proteolysis
Molecular function (GO): serine-type endopeptidase activity
Source: RefSeq, a predicted model, not a curated record